AUGAGUCGAACUUCGAGACCCUCCUUUUCCAACAAAUUGCGCACCUCGAUAUUUAGUGAUGCCAGUUCCUUUAUUGACGAAUGGUCAAGCGCCGAGUCCAGUGCCCAACGUGGAAGUCUUGAGCACGAAAAGCAACGAGUAUCCCAAUUGCUGGAUGAACUGGAAGCGUACGAAAAGGAGCUGUCGCAGGGGCAUUCUGAUUCUCAACUGGAACGAGAAGCAUUGGAGUUUGAACUUCAAAAGCAGACAGACAGGAAUCAAGAGCUGGAAGCUAUGAUUGCCGAGAUGGAGGCAAAAAUGGAAGAAUUAGUAUCAGCUUUGCACAAUCAGGAAGAUGAUCAGAUGCUCCUUGUCGAAAAUGAAAUCCUCAAGAAGCGACUGGAACAGAAGGAAUCUGCAAUGCUGAGCAUGUCUUCCAUGCAUUCGAUUAAUAACCGAUCGUACUCGAGCGACUUGCCCUUGGUGGAAGAAGACGAUCUGAAUACGCAUCUAUCCGUCGACACUGAUGGAUCGGACGACGAAGGCUUUGAGAAGCCAUCGGCCAAACUUCAAGGAGAUUUGCUUCAAUCUCGGGCAAAAUUGGCAGAGAAGGAUCGAACCAUCAAAGCGCAGGCCGAAGAAAUUCAAUCUCUUCGACGUGAAUGUGAGGAUUACAAGGAUGAUGAGGCGCGAGAGAAGAUGAAAUCAUACAUCGAGGGGUUGGAAAAAGAGAAGAAGUUCUUUGUAGCCGAGAUUGCAAAGCUGAAAGAGGCCAAUGAAAAGGCUGCCAUAAACAUGAGCUCUUCGUCGACUUCGCUCCUACCGACAUCUUCACUUCCUCGGCAAUCAAUCAGCUCGCUUGGCAUGGCUUCAUUGACCGAAGACGGCACUACUAGUACAAUGGACGAUUCCAUGUCAACAGAAGAUGUUCCCUUUUUGCCAUGGGGCGGAAGUUAUCAGAACGUUAACAGUCGGGUCUCUAAUACCUCCACUUCGGCUUCGACUCAAAACGCCACGAGCCAGAAUCGAAGGCAAUCGGCUUCCGCAUGGCGAAGUUUCAGCACAAGACUCUUUGGAGGAAUUGAGGAAGUUGACGAUGCGCCGCUGGAGGAACAAACAGAAGCCGACAAGAUGCUGGACGACUUGACGAAAGAUAUGUAA
This is a messenger RNA of Cylindrotheca closterium, 1140 nucleotides long. Lineage: Eukaryota; Bacillariophyta; Bacillariophyceae; Bacillariales; Bacillariaceae. The record is from the annotation of a GenBank genome assembly.